Messenger RNA from Colletotrichum aenigma, 1284 nucleotides. It is a transcript of the gene Lipase 1, whose product is annotated as Lipase 1. The record is from RefSeq and is a predicted model, not a curated record. The coding region runs from base 1 to 1284 and encodes 427 amino acids. The transcript has 3 exons. Gene Ontology annotation, molecular function: triacylglycerol lipase activity. Gene Ontology annotation, biological process: triglyceride catabolic process. Lineage: Eukaryota; Fungi; Ascomycota; Sordariomycetes; Glomerellales; Glomerellaceae.
AUGCAGUACCACCGCAGUAUUUGGUACCAGCUCGAGACAGCAGGAAGCUUGGGAACAUGGACCUUCGACGACCUACCUAGUUACUCCUUGUCGGGCACAACCCAGGUUGUUCCCCUCGUGAAUCGUCCUGUAUCACCCGGCACAGCCGGCCUCGUUGCGUUUGGGGACUCCUACAGCGCGGGAAUCGGGACAGGCGUACAUGGCAAGGAGACUGAUUGUAGACUCGGAGAGCACGCACACCCUGUCUUGAUCUACGCUGAUCUAGCAGGAAGCCAAGGCCCCAAUACGACAGCCUUCCAGUUUCUUUCCUGCACCGGUUCUACAACUGGUAACAUCGUGUCGGGGGGCGAGCGCAGUCAGAUCGAUAGCUUCAACGCCUCGAUCAAUGCAGACUUUGCGCUGCUUUCUAUUGGAGGCAACGAUCUAGGCUUCUUCAAGGUGAUGAACGCCUGUAUCUUUCGCUUCUACAGCUUCUACUCCGGUACAUGCGAAACGGCACUACAUGAGGCGGCCGAGCAAAUCGAGGGCAGCGCCUUUGAACAGCGUCUGGAGAUGGUCGUCAUGCAGAUAUUGGAUAAGGUCCAGUGGGAGAAACGCCCUUGGUUCGUCAUCACCGUCACCGGAUACGCGCGCUUUUUCAACGCCGACACUGAUGAGUGCGACAACUGCACGCUGGGUGUGUGGUCACAAGGCCCCAAACUUGAUCGAGUCCGUGUCCGCAAGCGCAUGAACGACCUGGUCCUCGCAGUCAACGAUAAACUGAGGAAGUCCAUAGACAACGUCAACUCCAGGUUCACGGUGCCCAAGGUGGUUUUUGUUGAUUAUGAUGCCAGAUUCGAUGGCCAUCGCUUCUGCGAGCCCAAUGUGACGGAGCCAGCUUACAACCGGACCGAGACGUGGUUCUUCUUGGUGGGUGGGAAGGACAACGAUCCGAACGUGACGGACCCCACCCCGGCUCCGAAUGCCACCAUCGCUGGCGCCGGUUCCGACUGCGCGUCCGCAAGGACGUUGUCAUCCCCAUCUCCUUUUGUAGACCCAGAUACCUGUCUGGGCCCUGCCGAAAGUUCCGGAGAUUGGGGUUUGCUUGCCAUCUGCUACAUGGCCAGGGCACAACAAGAAGAUCCAUCGCUACGAUUUGCCCGCGACGAUGUCAUAUCGCAAAACUCCAUGUGGUAUGUUCCUACAUAUUACGGCAAGACUUUCCAUCCGAGAAGCUUGGGUCACGAGGCGAUCAAGGAUGAGAUAUACCGCGUGUGGGCUGAGCUAGGUUUUGUGUACGGAUAG